AACCUUGCGUGUGCCACAUUGGCGUUCAGCUGCACAUGAAGGUCGAUGCUCCUUCUUCUGGAGGUCUGAUGCUUUCUGUUCUGAACUCACUGGGCGGAUUCUAGUUUUAUCGUUUCAAACAGCACUUUCAGCUCCAUGAUCAGAUAAAUGAUCUCCUGUAGCUGCACUGACGUUACGUCUGCAAACAGCUAAAACUGCAGCAGAGAAUUCCUUUUUUUUAAAAACCACGAAGACUCCUCUCUGGAACUUCGUCAAGCUGUCACACGAAAAAAGUUUUCAACCAUUUCUCUCCGCAGGUACCGACGGUUUAAUGGCCAGGAGAGCUCCGCGUCCGCUGGACGGAACAUGUUUAGUGAGGUGCAUCAAACGCCCACGUGUGCCCCCGCCACGUUGAGAUUAUUCAUCAGGUUCUGUUUUUAGACGCAGACAGAUUCGGGAGGGGUGAGGCGCGGAAGAUGGACAGAGGGAGGGACUGCAUCGCCAUAGAAACCGCCCCGUCUGCUCGGAGAAGCGGCAGAAGGAGGUGACCGCUGAAGUGGUGGGAUUGAUCGGGUCUCGCAGCUGUUGGAUCGGAUCCCGCCUGCUUGUUGGGGGGGCGGCAGAUGGACGGAGAACCACAUGGACGGAAAGGCGCGGCUGGAACAGGUUACAAUUCAUUCAGGAACAAGAACCUCGCUAUCCAAGACACCAUUGGGAUGCAAGAAUGAAAGAGAAAAACUAUACUGGCUUUCCUAGGAUAUGAACGACAGCUGAAUUCCCACCCUCAAAUAAGAACAACUUUGUACCACAAAAUGUCAUCCAGAGGUGGAGAUUCCACAAACAUUAGUGCGGCCGUAAUUCAAGAUGUCCUCAGUUCUCCCUAUUCUACUUACUCCUCCACCCAUUCAACCUCAUCUUGCAGCAUUGAUGAGUCCUACAAAUACAUUUUCCUCCCUAUUUGUUACUCUUUCACAUUCAUCUUCAGUAUCACACUCAACUCUGUUGUCCUCUAUCGCUCCUUCCGGACCAAGCGCUGGAACACCUCUUUGAUAUACAUGGUCAACCUGGCCUCUACGGACUUCAUGUACGGUUUAUCUCUGCCAUUCCUCAUAGCCAGUUAUAUCAUGCAAGACCGUUGGAUUUUUGGGGACUUCAUGUGCCGCCUGGUCCGCUUUCUCUUCUACUUCAACCUCUACUGCUCCAUCUUCUUCCUCACUUGCAUCUCUGUGCACAGAUACCUGGGGAUUUGCCACCCAAUGAAAGUGAUCUCCCUGGAGACCAAGAAAACUGUCAAGUACACUUGUGUCCUGGUUUGGAUUGUGGUAUUUGCUCUGACCUGUCCAAUCUUCCGGUUUGCUCAGACUGGUUGUGUGACAAGGUUAGCAGGACUUGGAAGCAACACAAGUGCAAGUGCUAACAAAUCAAACUCUAACAUAUCAUUGGUGAAUAGUAAUACAAGCUGUGAUACCUUAAGUGUAGUCAUUGAGCAAUACCAGAACUGUUGGGAUGAUGCCAUAGAUAAGGAGUUUCCAGUGUAUGUACCCUAUGGAAUUAUCCUGCAUUUGCUUGGCUUCUUUGUACCUUUUUCCAUAAUUGCAUGGUGCUACUCACAUGUGGUUCUGACUAUAUUUAGAACUCUCCAUUCUCGACCCUCAUCACGUCGAGGUCCAAGAGCUGGAGCCCAAGAAGACGUGGAAAGACGGGGUAGAAUGAGCUCUGCAAAAGUUGGACAUCGAAGUAAUGGGUUAUUGAGGGCCGUAGGAAGGGAGGAUGGGUUUUCUGUUUUUCUUGGUGCUCAUUCUCCUUAUGCCAAUCGCAGGCGGAAAUCUAUCAGGACCAUCAUUGCCAUCACCCUGCUCUUUGCUCUGUGUUUUUUCCCCUUCCAUGUCACAAGAACCAUCGUUCUACUUCUAAAAGUAUCUAGGAGGGUCCCAUGCCACACAAUGACAACGGUGUCAAUCUGCUACAAGAUCACAAGGCCUUUGGCUUCAUUUAAUGCCUGGCUCAAUGCUCUGCUUUAUUUUCUGACCAAAGACAAGAUGGGAAAUCACUGCUGCCAAGCGGCAAACACCACAAGUCAACAACGGGAGGGACUGCUUCUGCCUCUAAGAAUCAUGGACAGAGCAGAGGCUCUGGAAGAAGAAAGAGCAAAGAACCAGAGGAACAAGGAGCAGAAUAAACCAUGUCACAGUCCAAUAUACACAAACACAGCCAAAAUCAAAUAUGUGGUGGAGAACAGAUAGAGAUAGAAUUAUCAGUCACAAACUGACAUUAGAACAGAAAGCUUGUCUGCAAAAUACCUUCAUGAUGAAACUCUGUUAACUCUUCAUACAGCAAGUUUGUUUUCAUAAAUUCUGAAUAACAUCUGAAAGAGCUUUUGUGUUUUUGUGUCGAUAAGGUGUACCAGUUUAGUUAACUGUUGUCCAUUUAUUUGUAUGUUGCCUUCCCCUCCACUCAAAGUCCUGUAUACCUGAUUCAGAAAUUUCCUUUCUGACAUUUAGCAUUUUAUGAAAAUGUGUAAAAAUUUUAAGGCGUGUAUAAAAUGCAGAACUAAUGUGUUUCAAAGUGUCAUUUUGAUUCCUGAAACUUUCAUGUCAACAUGGUUACAAGGCAAACAAAUAGGCCCCGUAUUUAUUUGAAAAUCACACAAAUACAACAAAAGUUGUUUUUGAAAAUAAAGCUUAGUUUUAAAACUCUGAAAGCUCAAAAGCAUCACCUGGAAGAACAAUGAAGACACAGGAUUUACUCGAGAGCCUUCUUGAGAGUCUGAAGUGAGAAAGGUUUUUCUUAUGCAGGGUAGCAAGAGUUCAUUUAUAUCUCCUCAGCCCCAAUGUUGAAGUUCUUUCAAUCCAUUCAUUUGAUAUUUGUCAAACCUUUGAGGUCUGGACAUGGUAAAUGGCGUAUACUUAUAUAGCGCUUUUUGCUCAAGGCCCAAGGUGCUAUACAGUCACAGUCCCAUGCACACACACAUAUUCACACACUGAUGGUGGUUCUGCUGCUGAGUUUUGGCGCCAACCUAUAACCACCAACAGCAAUGUGGGGUUCAGUGUCCUGCCAAACGACACUUUGGCACAUGGGCGGGCAGGGUGGGAAUCGAGCCUGAAAUCUUCCAAUCGGUGGGUGGCUGCCAAUGAUCCCCACACACACACACACACUCAAAACAACAAACUAGUGUAUUGUGUUGGUAAAUGCAGAGUGCAAAUAAAAAUUGGGUGAGGGCACUGGUCUUCCCAAUCAGACCUGA
This is a messenger RNA of Oryzias latipes (Japanese medaka), 3223 nucleotides long. Its product is annotated as P2Y purinoceptor 3. Gene Ontology annotation, cellular component: membrane. The record is from RefSeq and is a predicted model, not a curated record. Gene Ontology annotation, biological process: G protein-coupled receptor signaling pathway. Gene Ontology annotation, molecular function: oxysterol binding; G protein-coupled receptor activity. NCBI's taxonomy places the organism in Eukaryota, Metazoa, Chordata, Actinopteri, Beloniformes, Adrianichthyidae.